GAGGAGAGAGAGAGAGAGAGAGAGAGAGAGAGAGAGAGAGAGAGAGAGAGAGAGAGAGAGAGAGAGAGAGAGAUUAGGAGCCUCCGGAGCUCUCCCUAAGCUCGAGGGGGGGAGCAUGGGGCAACCCAGGGGGGGGGGGAACGGUGGGCAGGGGUGGUGGACGGGGGGGGGGGAGGCGAGGGUGUCCAGGAGUGGCAUCCCAAUGCGGAGGAAGAGGAGGAUGAGGCGUCAGGAGAUGGACCGGCCAAGGGGAGGGGGAGGGGGAGGGGAGGGAGGGGGAGGGGGAGGGGGAGGGGGAGGGGGAGGGGAGGGGGGAGGGGGAGGGGGGAGGGGAGGCGAGGGGAGCCGGCAGGGGAAGGGGGAGGGGAGGGGAAGAGGUCGCGGCCGUGGUGGACCUGGUGGGAGGGGCAGGGCGAUUGGUGCCGGCAGUGGCACUAAUAGUGAGGGGGAGCUGGAUGUCGGUGGUGGGGAUCAGCGCGCUUGGGGAUGCUGAGGGCGUGGGGGAGGGGGGUCAUGCGGAGUGUGGU
Molecule: messenger RNA, 527 nt
Organism: Closterium sp. NIES-67
Lineage: Eukaryota; Viridiplantae; Streptophyta; Zygnematophyceae; Desmidiales; Closteriaceae
Source: the annotation of a GenBank genome assembly